Molecule: messenger RNA, 4108 nt
Organism: Loxodonta africana (African savanna elephant)
Lineage: Eukaryota; Metazoa; Chordata; Mammalia; Proboscidea; Elephantidae
Gene: HCN3
Product: hyperpolarization activated cyclic nucleotide gated potassium channel 3
Exons: 8
Coding region: 1-2343 (780 amino acids)
Biological process (GO): potassium ion transmembrane transport; regulation of membrane depolarization; sodium ion transmembrane transport
Cellular component (GO): axon; dendrite; membrane
Molecular function (GO): voltage-gated potassium channel activity
Source: RefSeq, a predicted model, not a curated record
AUGGAGGCGGAACAGAGGCCGGCGGCGGGGGCCGGCGACGGGGCGACCCCUGGACUGGAGACAGCGCCUCCCACUGCCCCGGCGCCUGCGGCCGUGGCCUCCAGUCCGACCCCUGGGUCCGGACCCGAGCCCAAGAGGAGGCAGCUCAGGACGCUGCUCCAGCCCACGGUCAACAAGUUCUCCCUUCGCGUAUUCGGCAGCCACAAAGCAGUGGAAAUUGAGCAGGAGCGAGUCAAGUCAGCGGGGGCCUGGAUCAUCCACCCCUACAGCGACUUCCGGUUUUACUGGGACCUGACCAUGCUUCUGCUGAUGGUGGGGAACCUUAUCGUGCUGCCCGUGGGCAUCACCUUCUUCAAGGAGGAGAACUCCCCACCCUGGAUUGUAUUCAACGUCCUUUCUGACACUUUCUUCCUGCUGGACCUGGUGCUCAACUUCCGCACGGGCAUAGUAGUGGAAGAGGGCGCCGAGAUCCUGCUGGCACCGCGGGCCAUCCGCACACGCUACCUGCGCACCUGGUUCCUGGUUGACCUCAUCUCCUCUAUCCCUGUGGAUUACAUCUUCCUGGUGGUGGAGCUGGAGCCGCGACUGGAUGCCGAGGUCUACAAGACAGCGCGGGCACUGCGCAUCGUGCGCUUCACCAAGAUCCUCAGCUUGCUGCGGCUGCUCCGCCUCUCCCGCCUCAUCCGUUACAUCCAUCAGUGGGAGGAGAUCUUUCAUAUGACCUAUGACCUGGCCAGCGCUGUGGUUCGCAUCUUCAACCUCAUUGGGAUGAUGCUGCUGCUGUGUCACUGGGACGGCUGUCUGCAGUUCCUGGUCCCCAUGCUGCAGGACUUCCCUCCUGACUGCUGGGUCUCCAUCAACCACAUGGUGAACCACUCGUGGGGCCGCCAGUAUUCCCACGCCCUGUUCAAGGCCAUGAGCCACAUGCUCUGCAUUGGCUAUGGGCAGCAGGCACCUGUAGGCAUGCCCGACGUCUGGCUCACCAUGCUCAGCAUGAUCGUGGGUGCCACUUGCUACGCCAUGUUCAUCGGCCAUGCCACCGCCCUCAUCCAGUCCCUCGACUCGUCCCGGCGCCAAUACCAGGAGAAGUACAAGCAGGUGGAGCAGUACAUGUCCUUCCACAAGCUGCCGGCUGACACACGGCAGCGCAUCCAUGAGUACUAUGAGCACCGCUACCAAGGCAAGAUGUUCGAUGAGGAGAGCAUCCUAGGCGAGCUGAGCGAGCCACUGCGGGAGGAGAUUAUUAACUUCACCUGCCGGGGCCUGGUGGCCCACAUGCCGCUGUUCGCCCAUGCCGACCCCAGCUUCGUUACGGCAGUGCUCACCAAGCUGCGCUUUGAGGUCUUCCAGCCGGGGGACCUCGUGGUGCGUGAGGGCUCCGUGGGCAGGAAGAUGUACUUCAUCCAGCACGGGCUGCUCAGUGUGCUGGCGCGUGGCGCCCGGGACACCCGCCUCACUGACGGAUCCUACUUUGGGGAGAUCUGCCUGUUGACUCGGGGCCGGCGCACAGCCAGCGUGCGGGCUGACACCUACUGCCGCCUCUACUCGCUCAGUGUGGAUCACUUCAACGCUGUGCUCGAGGAGUUCCCCAUGAUGCGCCGGGCCUUCGAGACUGUGGCUGUGGACCGGCUGCGCCGCAUUGGCAAGAAGAAUUCCCUUCUGCAGCGGAAACGCUCCGAGCCAAGCCCGGGCAGCAGCGGGGGUAUCAUGGAGCAGCACCUGGUACAACACGACAGGGACAUGGCUCGGGGUGUUCGGGGCCUGGCCCCGGGCACAGGGGCUCGGCUCAGUGGAAAGCCGGUGCUGUGGGAGCCACUGGUGCACGCACCUCUGCAGGCAGCCGCCGUGACCUCCAACGUGGCCAUUGCCCUGACUCACCAGCGGGGCCCUCUGUCCCUCUCCCCUGACUCUCCAGCCACCCUCCUUGCCCGUUCAGCUCGUCGCUCAGCAGGCUCCCCAGCCUCCCCUCUGGUGCCUGUCCGAGCUGCCCCUCUGCUGGUCCGGGGGCCGUGGGCAUCCACCUCCCGCCUGCCUGCCCCACCUGCCCGAACCCUCCAUGCCAGCCUAUCCCGGGCUGGGCGCUCCCAAGUCUCCCUGCUGGGGCCCCCCCCAGGAGGAGGUGGACGGCGACUAGGACCUCGGGGCCGCCCACUCUCAGCUUCUCAACCUUCUCUGCCUCAGCGGGCAGCAGGGGAUGGCUCUCCUGGGCGGAAGGGCUCAGGAAAUGAGCGCCUGCCCCCCUCCGGGCUCCUGGCCAAACCUCCAGGGACAGCCCAGUCCCCCAGGCCACCAGUGCCUGAGCCAGCUGCCCCUCGGGGCCCCCAGCUGUCUGCCAAUAUGUGAAAUCCUUGGGCACAGCCAGCCUUAGCUCUUUGGGUGCGGGAGUGUGUGCCUGGGGGCAGAUGCCUCUUGGAGAAGGGGACCUAUAGGAAUGUCUCUCCUUACUACCAAGAAGAUGGUCUCUGUGUCCUCAGCUCAGGCCCCUGCAGCCUGACAUCCUCCUACUCCGCUCACCCAUUCAUUCCAUGGACUGAAUGUCUGCCAUGUUCUGGACACUGUGCCAGGCUCUGUGUCUCCACUGCCAAGUAGAACUGACUCCAUGCUGUCUGCUGAGGGUGUUCCCCCAGCUGUGGUCCUGCCAGGUGCAGUUUUGGGCCCCUGAUCCCACCUUUACUAAGCACAAGUACCUGCCACCACCAUAACUGCCAAGUAGCUAGAUGUCUCUCUGUUUCCAGUGUGGGCUUCACCCUGCCUAUAACCCUGCAGGUUCUGCCUGGCACAGGUAUCUCCUUCUCCCUUUAAUAUAGCCUGGCACUACCAACUACCUGUUCUGCUAUCGCUGUCAAGAACAAAUGUCUCGGGUCCCCAGCUUGGGCAUCUACCUUUGCCCUCUCACUGCCGUCUGUGGACCCCCGCCCCCGUCUAUACCCUCUGAGUGGGAACACACACAUCUCCUGCCAAGUUCCCUGCAGUCUCUGUCUUUGUAGUAGAAUUGUCUUUUUGUAAACUGAGAGUCACCUCCUCCUCUGCCCUCAGCCCUGUGAAGCUAGGGGAUAAUUGGUACACCCCCAGGUGGGGACAAGUAGCUGAAUCCUUAGAUGACAUUAUCCCCCCUUCUUUCUAUUCAUAUUUAUUUAUUUGAUCAUCUUAUUUAUUUGCUCAUUUACUAAUUAUACUUAUUUAUUCAUUAGCUGAUUUUAUUAUUACUUCAUUUUAUCCACCCAGUCCUUCAUCCGUCCCUCCCCCUCCCCCCCAGCAGGGAGACAGGAGGAGGCAGGGCGCCCUGCCAGCUCUUGUGGACCUUGUCUAAAUCCAUCAGCAGCAAUACUGGGACUCCUCCCUAUUGAGGUAGGGGCAGGAAGGGCCACCCAAGAAGGGGAGGAGGACUGUUUUUACCUUUAGGUUUUUUCUUUUUUAUUCUGCUGAGUUUGCUGUUGGUACAGGAGUAAGGGGAGGGCCCGUGGUAUCCAAGCCUGGGGAGGAACAGGCCAGCCAACACCUCUGCCUUCUCAGGGACAAGAGAAACCUCACCGGUACCCCUUUUGUCCCCUCUCCUACUCUACAGCAUCAAAAACUGGGGCUGAACCUGCCAUCUAAAUCUUCUGUCCUUCAGGGUGGGGGGUUCUGGGUAUGUAGGAGAAGUUUUCUAACUGCUUCCAAACAGCUUUAAAAAGGCAAUGGAGACACUCAUUUUGGCUCCUGGUUUGUGUGUGGGAUGACGUGGGCAUGAAGGGAUUUCUGGGUGCAGGAAGGGACAGCAGGGUAUUUGGCCCAGGAAGGAGUGAGAUAGGCAUGGGAGCAGCCAGGGUGAGCCUGCAACCUGGAGGUGGUGAAGACAGUGAUGAGAUCAACCAGCCAGCCUCUUGGGUCUCCCCAGCAUCCACCACCCCCACCACCACCCCACAGGCCACCUCAGCUUCCCAAAAGGGGUGGUACUUUGAUGUCACUGUUAGUGACAAUGAAGGGAAGCACUGCCCUGGCCUGAGGCCAUCAGGAAGAGGUGGCAGGCUCCUCAGGCAGUGCCCCCAUUGUCAUGAGGCUACACAUGAGAACAUUACACUGUAUGGAUGUGAGGUAUUUUUAAAAUACUAAUUUUGUGGAGAAUGAG